CACAAGCCCGACGUCAAUCGCACAAACCCCCGAGUACCAAAAGAUACCAAGCCGGUUCUCUUACGCAAUGCUGUGGUCUGGGACGGUCAAGGCGGUGUACAAGAAGGUGUCGACGUGUUUUUAAAGGAUGGCGUAAUCAAAGCCGUAGGACACGGAAUCACAGCUGAGAAAGACACAAAGAUCAUUGAUGUUGAUGGUCGAAUUGUGGGUCCCGGAUUAGUAGAUAUGCACAGUCACUUGGGUGUCUAUAGCUGGCCUGAAUACGAUGGAACCCAGGAUACCAACGAAAUGACAGAACCCUUGACACCAUUUGUUCGUUCUCUAGAUGCAUUUAAUCCUUCAGAUAGUGCAAUCAAAAUUGUGGCCUCUGGUGGUGUAACAUCUGUACUUGUACUUCCUGGAUCCGGAAAUAUCAUGGGUGGUGAGGCAUUCGCAUUCAAGCUAAGAGAAGUUUCGACCACUAGCAACGAAGACAUGCUUAUCCAGGCUGGAGAGCCCAAGGAAGACCAAUGGCGCUGGAUGAAGAUGGCAUGUGGAGAGAACCCCAAGCGUGUCUACGGUAACCAAGGGCUGGCUCCCAUGACCCGCAUGGGAGAAGCCUAUCUUCUCCGUGAACGUCUCGAAAAAGCCCGCAAACUCAAGGAAGAUCAAGAAGAUUGGUGCAGUGCCGCACAGACCGUGUUUUCCAAUGGAGGCCGUCUUGAGUCGCGUUUCCCUAUCGACUUGAGAUUAGAAUCUCUUGUUAGCCUACUACGUGGUGAUGUUUUGCUCAACAUUCAUUGCUAUGAGACACACGACAUCGAGGCUAUGGUGCGCCAUUCUCUUGAAUUUAACUUUACCAUCAGUGCUUUCCACCAUGCUCUCGAUGCUUACCGGGUCCCUGAAAUUCUCAAGCGAGCAGCUAAUAAUAUCACUGUAGCCACAUUCGCCGAUCAUUGGGGUUAUAAGAAAGAAGCUUUCCAGGCUAGUCCUCGCGCACCCAAGAUCCUACUUGAUGCCGGAAUUCCUGUUGCACUCAAGAGUGACCACCCAGUAUUGAACUCUCAGCACCUGAUGUUUGAAGCUGCCAAGAGUGCUCACUAUGGUUUAUCUGCCCAGGAGGCUUUCAAGACCGUCACUUCGGUGCCUGCUAAUGCUAUGGGACUUGGUCAUCGUAUCGGAUCACUCAAGGCUGGUUACGAUGCCGACGUUGUUGUCUGGGACAGAUCUCCUCUUGCCCUCGGUGCUACCCCACUUCAAGUGUUUGUUGAUGGUGUUGCUUUGUUUGAU
Phycomyces blakesleeanus NRRL 1555(-) is the source of this 1269-nucleotide messenger RNA. RefSeq lists its product as hypothetical. Gene Ontology annotation, biological process: purine nucleobase catabolic process. Gene Ontology annotation, cellular component: cytoplasm. The record is from RefSeq and is a predicted model, not a curated record. Lineage: Eukaryota; Fungi; Mucoromycota; Mucoromycetes; Mucorales; Phycomycetaceae. Gene Ontology annotation, molecular function: allantoinase activity. The annotation marks the transcript as partial. The transcript has 2 exons.